AUGCUAAUCGUAGACAGGUCGAAUGACGGCAACACUCUACUCAUCACAUCGUCAGACGGAUUCUGCUCCAGUCUGAACUUCCAGCCUGGAGAACUCGGUAUUUCGUACCAACACCCUCCUAUUCCCCGCCAUGUUCCCUCUAUGAUCAACACUGCUGGAUCUCCUUCUGCAACAGCGGCAUCUCCUGCAUCGACACCCAUUACCGCAACCAUGCCUCAAUUAAUGCGUAAUCCUUCAUCACAAGGCCAUGGUGCACCUUCGCCGUCACCCUUCACUAUGCCCGGUAGUCCCGCCAGAAGCCUGUCUACGACCAGUGUUACCGGUAGCAUGGCCGCGCCCGAACAUUCAGCAGACACCCCUGAGAUGAGCAGUGUACCCAGCCUGACAGCCGCUAGCUCCGGUACAAACAUGCACGGUGGCAUGCCCAUGUAUACGCCUCCCCAGACUCCUGGAUACAUCUCCGCGACCCCCGGUAUGCCUCCUGCAGCUACCAGCGCUGGCGUCACAUCGAAAGUGGCCACAUCCGUUAAACGCGAGAACGAGGGCGGCGAAGACUCUUCCAGAGAUAAGAGGCGGAGAAUCGCACCCACACUGAUUUCUGAUCCAUGA
Aureobasidium uvarum is the source of this 609-nucleotide messenger RNA. Lineage: Eukaryota; Fungi; Ascomycota; Dothideomycetes; Dothideales; Saccotheciaceae. The record is from the annotation of a GenBank genome assembly.